UGGCGGACGGUAACGAGACGUUUCCUACUUGGCGUAUCGUUAUCUUACCACCACACGAUCCGAUUUGGACCGUCGCACCGCCGACAUCGGCCGCAUGUGCGUGACAUUUCGUGUCAGCGUUCAGCGUUUCAGCGGGAACGUUCCUAUUCGGCGAGUCAACGUAUAAAUUGUACGCCACCGGCUAUAGAAGAUUUUCCACACGACUUGUUUGAUGAAGAGCAAAGACAAGGCGGUGCUGUUGUCGUACACGUCAUCGUAUCGCUUUACUUAUUUAUCGCUUUAGCAGUAGUAUGCGAUAAAUUUUUCGUACCUGCUGUAGAAAAAAUAUGUCACGGUAAGAAUUGCAAUAUGUAUCUUUCAUUAUUAAUUCUAUGUUGCACGUACAUGGCGGCGGCGACAUCGGCCCCAGAAUUAUUCGUGAAUGCCAUCGGAACAUUCAUCACGGAAGGUGACAUUGGUGUCGGGACGAUAGUAGGUUCCGCAGUAUUCAACAUCCUAGCUGUUCCAGCAUGCUGCGGCAUCGGUGCGGGAAUGGUGGUGCCUCUGGAUUGGUGGCCUGUUAGUAGAGAUUGUCUUGCUUAUGGUGUCACAGUCGCAAUUUUGAUAUGCAUUAUACACGACGAGCGAGUGGAAUGGUACGAAGCAUUAACGUUGGUGCUAUUGUACAUUGUUUAUAUUGCCGUGAUGUACUGGGAUAAAUCGUUCCAGCGGUGUACGAGGUUCCGUACAAGCGAGGAUCAGAUAUCCUCGGACAGCCGACGCGUUACGACAGAUUCUAGCGACGUUCACUUACCAAGACCGGACAAGCUACAAUCGCCCGGCGAUCGUGUGGAACAGAUAGCCACUAUCGACGUGCCGUUACAAAAUGGCGGGACGAAAACGCAAGAGGAGAAUCCAGAUCCUGAUUAUGAGUACGAGCUCUUGGUAUGGCCAGCGCAUGCUGGAUGGUUAAGAAAAACCGCUUGGGUCACAACAUGGCCCAUCCAUCUGGUAUUCAUGUGCACAAUCCCCGAUUGCGAGAAACCACGAUUCAAAAAUUGGUUCCCCGUCACAUUCGUGAUGUGCAUCAUAUGGAUUGGAUCUCUCAGCUACGUGGUAGCGUGGAUGAUCACUAUAAUUGGAGACACGCUGAAGAUUCCAGAUUCUGUAAUGGGCAUCACUUUUCUUGCGGCAGGCACGAGCGUACCCGAAGCCGUAUCGAGUGUAAUCGUCGCGAAACAAGGACACGGCUCGAUGGGUAUCAGCAAUUCGAUAGGAUCCAACACGUUCGAUAUAUUAUUGUGCCUCGGACUACCUUGGCUGAUCAAAUCAUCCUUCUCGCCCACUCAACCUGGCAGGCAUUACAUAAGUAUAAAUUCUGGAGGACUGGAGUACAGUGCGAUAUCGUUGCUAUCAACCCUCAUGCUGCUGUACAUCGCGUUCGCCUCCAACAAGUUUCAGCUCGACACAAAAGUGGGCCGCGCCUGUCUAUGCAUGUACGCCGUGUUCCUCAUACUGGCAUCGCUGAUCGAGCUCAACGUAUUCUUCAUGGUAAAUCUUCCCACCUGCCAAAGGACGGUGAAAUGAUCGAGGAUAUCCGAACGAUGACCCGCCCGUAAUGAUGUCCGGGCGCGGCCCCACUCGCAAUCCGCGCCGGAAAUGUUCUUCCUCCCCUCUCCCCUCCCGCGGACUUAUCGAGAGACCCGAGCUUGAGCGAGGGGUGUUUAUUUCCAGUUACACGGGACAGCAAACCAUCCUGUGUACAGUUUUAAUAUCAACAAUGUUAUCGCGUUAGAACCAUGACAUGUAAUGCAUUUUUUAUUUACUUACUUGCUCUAAAGUCUGUCUAUCCCUUCUGUUUUCUCUUCUCUUCACCUGUCAUACUAUUCAUUCUCAAAAUCCAUCUUUAACUAUUAGAAUCUCUUUGCAUCGUCUGACAUAAACAUUUUACACGUUCUCUUUCUCUGCCUCUUCCCCUGUAAUUCCCUUCUUUCUUCCCUUCCAGAUUUUUCUUUCUCAUCUCGUUUUCCUCAUUUCUUAUUUGAAUUAAUAUAAUUUUUAUUUGUAUAAAAUUUUCUUUUUCUCUCCUCCCUUUUCUUCGCUUAUUUUUCUCUUAAGGUAUGAUCACUGUGCUUACGGCCAUAUUGCGUGCGCCGAAAGAUCAACAACUUACGAUUAGCCACAGUAACGAGCCAUGGAUCUCAUAUCACACGAUCGAGAAUUCGUCCAGGAAUGUAAAAUCCUCUCUGAAUAAUUUGGCAAUUAUAACGAGCGAUAGAGCUCGGAUGGGAUCGUAGAAAGGUGCUCUGCGACUGUGUCUAAUUGUAUAUGAGUGCGCGAGAAAGACUGCCGGUUCCGUUUAGCAUUCUUCGCAGACUUCGACAUCGAAGUGUAAGCGAAAAUUUUUAUGCGUGUGAAACGUUCAUUCACCCGAUUCAGCCGCCAAUCGUGAUCCGGCACAAGCGUCCGUUCCGACGAUACGCGGCAAACUCUCCGUACAGAACUUCACUUGCUGUUAAUAUAAAUAUAGCGCUGCACAGAGUUGCGUGCGCGCGCGCUCAGUGAAAGAUUUACUUCCAUUUUAGUUCUCGUAUCUCCACUGAGAACUGUCGCGUAUAUUCGAUGAAACAGCAAAGAUUUUUUCCAUUUCCAAGAUUGUGCAUCUUUUUACGCUGUGAAACGUAAUUAAUGUAAAAAACAAAACACACAUGAAAUCGAACCGCUGUGAAUAAACCGUCGAAAAAAAACUGUCACGCGCGAUACCUUUCUGCGUUACACCUUCACAUUGCGACACACAAAUCUGUGACUGUAAAUGUGUCUAGAUAAAACCGUAACUUAACAUUUAAUAAAGUACUGUAAUAAGUUAUUAAAAUAAUA
This is a messenger RNA of Pogonomyrmex barbatus (red harvester ant), 2856 nucleotides long. RefSeq names its product sodium/potassium/calcium exchanger zydeco (gene zyd). The record is from RefSeq and is a predicted model, not a curated record. Lineage: Eukaryota; Metazoa; Arthropoda; Insecta; Hymenoptera; Formicidae. Gene Ontology annotation, molecular function: calcium channel activity; calcium, potassium:sodium antiporter activity. Gene Ontology annotation, biological process: calcium ion transmembrane transport; intracellular calcium ion homeostasis. Gene Ontology annotation, cellular component: plasma membrane.